AUGGUCAUAGUCAAGGACCUCUCCGACGUACCAACAUCACAUGGAGAGGAUGAUGUGUCCUCCUAUGAUGGUGUUGUAUCCUCCUAUGAUGAUGAUGAUUCAUUAACCCCAUCUAUGGUGUUCGACCAAAUCAUGGGACCCACAGUGAUGCUUCCAUCCCACGAGCACCCUUUUUACAUAUAAGGUAGCAGCACCGCUCACUGCCAGGGAUGUCCAGAUGGUAGAGAUAGAGAUUUCUUCGGCUACAUCUGCUAUACAUGUGACUUGACCGUCCACAAAGAAUGUGCUGAAUCAUCGCUAGAGAUUAACCAUCCUUCUCACCACAGACAUCCUCUCACGCUCAGACAUGGCCUACCACUAGCUGCUGCUGACGAUAAGUGUCGUCUUUGUGGAGAAAAGCUUGAAAAAUUGGUCUACCAUUGCUCCAUAUGUGAUUUCAGCAUAGAUCUUUACUGUGCGAGAAAUCCGCUUGAGUUAGUUGUUCACUUCCCAAAAGGUCAUUAACAUAUCCUCACUCUCAUGCCAAGGCUCAUACGCUUCACUUGCAAUGCAUGUGGUCUUGAAUCCGAUCGCUCUCCUUACGUUUGUCCUCAGUGUGAUUUCAUGAUCCAUGAAGAUUGUAUCUACUUACCACGCGUUAUAAGCAUUAUACGUCAUAGACAUCGUAUCUCUCACACUUAUUUUCUUGGUUCUGGAGAUUGGACUUGUGGAGUUUGUCGAAGAAGAGUUGACGGGAGAUAUGGGGCGUAUUGUUGCUCUAUGUGUCCAGACUACGCGGUUCAUUCAAAAUGUGCCACGAGAAGUGACGUGUGGGAUGGGCGAGAGCUUGAGGAUGAAUGUGAAGAGGCUUUUUGGGUUGUGAGUGACGGGGUGAUAAAUCACUUUAGUCAUCGAGAGCACGAUCUACGACUUGAGGAUGGUCUAACUAAUAUCCAAGGGGGCGAGCAUACUCGUUGUAGAGCAUGCGUCCGUCCUGUCUAUUCCAACUCAUUCUACAGUUGUAUGCAUUGCGAUGAUUUCGUUCUCCAUGAAACAUGUGCUAACCUUCCUCGAAAGCAACGACAUGUGCUGCACAAUCAUCAACUUACUUACCAUGAUGAUAGCAUAGUCAUGGACUUGCAAAGUACUCAUGAAGUAUUCUUAUGCUCUGCUUGCGACCGACUAUGCACAAGAUUCCGUAAGUGCCAUCCGCAUCCUCUGUUCCAGACUUUAAUAGGUAGCAAAAUAUGUGUGGUUUGCAAGGAAGAGUCCGUCAACGAAGCAAUGCCUCAUUUGGGAGGUGGUCGACUAGAUGAUCCAUGA
This is a messenger RNA of Raphanus sativus (radish), 1302 nucleotides long. RefSeq lists its product as uncharacterized. The record is from RefSeq and is a predicted model, not a curated record. NCBI's taxonomy places the organism in Eukaryota, Viridiplantae, Streptophyta, Magnoliopsida, Brassicales, Brassicaceae. The transcript has 3 exons.